AGGGAGGGACGGGAACAGUAGGAGGAGCAGCGAGUUGGGCUGCGGCGGCAGGAGCGGCCCCGCGAGGCCACGUUAUGUUUUUCUUAUUUUCCACUGGGAUAGUUCUCGCAAAUCCUUUCCGAGGACUGAGCGCGCCGCAGCUCGGCAGCCCCGACCUGCCAGGUGACAGCCGGUCACCCUGGUAGGAGUCAGCUCCUCCCCAAAUCCCCCCUCGGGCCCACAGCCCAUUCCCCGCCCACAGCCCAUUCCCCGCCCAGCCUCCCAGUGCUUGCCCGAGGCCCGAGCGGCGGCCGCAGCCGAUCUGCAGCGCUGGAGGAGGCGGCGACCGGCCGCGGCGGGAGGUGGUGGCGUAGGGCCCUCGGCGUUGUUCUCAGAUCGGACAGACCCGUGGCGAAGAAAGAAGUCCGGUCCUGAGGCAUGUGCUAGAGAAAGAAGGAUGCCGAUUUAAUCCGUCCUCUUUUUUUUUCUCCUUGGAGCCCGGCUGCCGGGCGCUCGCCUCCGUGCCCGCCGCCGGAGCCUCGGACCUGCGUCCGUGGAAGUGCCGCCUGGGGCAGGGGCGCCGAGGCUUGGAGUUCGGUGUCUCACCGCACCGAGGCGGGCGCGGGAGCCCAGUGUGGGAGUUGGCACAGUUUCGGCAGCGCCUUCAGCGCCGGACUUGGGGGCGCGGCGCGCCUGCUGGACCGCCUCGGUGCCCUCCUUAGGCGAGAACUAUGGAAACCCCCAGCUGCAUUCAGGAUGAGCCCUUUCCGCACCCCCUGGAGCCCGAGCCCGGCGCCUCUUCGCAGUCAGCCCCGGGAAAGCCUGGCGAGAAGCGGUUCCGACUGUGGUACGUGGGGGGGUCGUGCCUGGACCGCAGGACCACGCUGCCCAUGUUGCCCUGGCUCAUGGCCGAGAUUCGCCGGCGCAGCCAGAAGCCGGAGGCGGGCGGCUGCGGGGCGCAGCCGGCCCGCGAGGUGCUCCUGGUGCUGAGCUCGCCCCUCCUGCGCUGCGUCCCCGUGCCGGGCGCAGGGGGCCCCGGUCCCACAGCCGCGCAGCCCAACCCGGCGGUGUUCAUCUUCGAGCACAAGGCGCAGCAUAUCUCGCGCUUCAUUCACAACAGCCACGACCUCACCUACUUCGCCUACCUGAUUAAGGCGCAGCCCGACGACCCCGAGUCGCAGAUGGCCUGCCACGUAUUCCGCGCCACAGACCCCAAUCAGGUUCCUGAUGUUAUCAGCAGCAUAAGGCAGUUGUCUAAAGCUGCCAUGAAAGAGGGUGCCAAGCCCAACAAAGACAAUGAGGAUGCCUUUUACAACUCUCAGAAGUUUGAAGUCUUGUACUGUGGAAAGGUGAUAGUCACCCACAAGAAGGCCCCGUCAAGCCUCAUUGACGACUGCAUUGAAAAGUUCAGCCUGCAUGAACAGCAGCGCCUCAAGAUCCAGGGUGAGCAGCGGAGCACGGAGCCCAGCGAUGACCUGGUGGUCUCUGAGGCUGAGGACCCCAGCCCACCCGGAGAUAGCCUGUUAGAGGAAAUAGAUGGCAUCCCCAGUACCCACUCUGGCUUACCAGCUGUGGCCAGCCAGCCUGUUCUGUCCAGCUCUCGAGUUAGCUUCCCUGAGCGGAUCUUGGAAGAUUCUGGCUUUGAUGAACAGCAGGAGUUUCGUUCUCGAUGCAGCAGUGUCACUGGGGUCAUGCAAAGGAAGGUUCACGAGAACAGCCAGAAAGCACAACCACGAAGGAGGCACGCAAGUGCUCCCAGUCACGUUCAGCCCUCAGAUUCAGAGAAGAACAGAACAAUGCUCUUUCAGGUUGGACGAUUUGAGAUUAACCUUAUCAGUCCAGAUACUAAAUCAGUUGUGCUUGAAAAGAAUUUUAAAGAUAUCUCCUCUUGUUCUCAGGGCAUAAAGCAUGUUGAUCACUUUGGAUUUAUCUGCCGGGAGUCUUCAGAGCCUGGGCUGAGCCAGUAUAUUUGUUAUGUGUUCCAGUGUGCAAGCGAAUCCCUGGUUGAUGAGGUAAUGCUGACUCUGAAACAGGCUUUCAGCACGGCUGCUGCCCUGCAGAGUGCCAAGACCCAGAUUAAGCUGUGUGAGGCUUGCCCUAUGCACUCUCUGCAUAAGCUCUGUGAAAGGAUCGAAGGUCUGUACCCCCCAAGAGCCAAGCUGGUAAUACAGAGGCAUCUCUCAUCUUUGACAGAUAAUGAGCAAGCUGACAUCUUUGAACGAGUUCAGAAAAUGAAGCCAGUCAGUGACCAGGAAGAAAACGAACUGGUGAUUUUACAUCUGAGGCAGCUGUGUGAGGCCAAGCAGAGGACACAUGCUCACACUGGGGAAGGCCCGUCGACUGUUUCAAAUAGUGCAAUUCCAGAAAAUGCGACAAGCGGUGGGAGGUUCAAACUUGACAUUCUGAAAAAUAAGGCUAAGAGAUCCUUAACCAGUUCCCUGGAAAAUAUCUUCUCAAGGGGAGCUAACAGAAUGAGAGGCCGGCUUGGAAGUAUGGACAGCUUUGAACGGUCCAAUAGUCUUGCUUCAGAGAAGGACUACUCCCCAGGAGACUCCCCACCAGGAACGCCGCCAGCCUCCCCACUGUCCUCUGCUUGGCACACUUUCCCUGAAGAGGAUUCUGACUCCCCACAGUUCCGCAGACGGGCACACACGUUCAGCCACCCACCUUCAAGCACAAAGAGAAAGCUGAACCUACAGGACGGGAGGGCACAUGGUGUCCGCUCCCCUCUUCUGAGGCAGAGUUCCAGCGAACAGUGCAGCAUUCUUCCAUCAGCCGGACGCAUACACAAGGAGAGUAAUUCGUCCUCCAGUCUUCCCAGUCUUCACACUUCCCUCUCUGUCCCCUCCUUCACUGCCCCCUCUUUCCUGAAAAGCUUUUACCAGAAUUCAGGUAGACUGUCCCCACAGUAUGAAAAUGAAAUCAGACAGGACACUGCUUCAGAAUCAAGUGAUGGGGAAGGGAGAAAAAGGACUUCAUCGACCUGCAGCAAUGAGUCCCUAAGCGCUGGAGGCACCCCUGUCACUCCUCGCCGAAUCUCCUGGCGGCAGCGCAUUUUCCUCAGGGUUGCUUCUCCCAUGAACAAGUCCCCCUCAGCGAUGCAGCAGCAAGAUGGACUGGACAGGAAUGAGCUGCUGCCACUAUCCCCUCUUGCUCCGACCAUGGAGGAGGAACCACUUGUUAUAUUCUUGUCUGGUGAUAAUGACCCAGAAAAAGAUGAAGAAAGAAACAAAUCAGAAGAACUAAGGAGCUUGUGGAGAAAAGCCAUACACCAACAAAUCUUAUUGCUUCGAAUGGAAAAAGAGAACCAGAAACUUGAAGCAAGCAGAGAUGAACUCCAGUCCAGAAAAGUUAAAUUAGACUAUGAAGAAGUUGGUGUAUGUCAGAAGGAGGCCUUGAUAACUUGGGAUAAGAAGUUGUUAAACUGCAGAGCUAAAAUCAAAUGUGAUAUGGAAGAUAUUCAUACUUCUCUUAAAGAAGGAGUUCCCAAAAGUCGGCGAGGAGAAAUUUGGCAGUUCCUAGCUUUACAAUAUCGUCUGAGACACAGAUUGCCCAAUAAGCAACAGCCUCCUGACACGUCAUAUAAAGAACUCUUAAAGCAGCUCACUGCUCAGCAGCACGCUAUCCUUGUGGAUUUAGGAAGGACAUUUCCUACUCACCCGUACUUUUCAGUGCAGCUCGGGGCAGGGCAGCUGUCGCUCUUCAACCUCCUGAAAGCCUAUUCUUUGCUGGACAAAGAAGUCGGUUACUGCCAGGGAAUCAGCUUUGUGGCUGGAGUCCUGCUUCUGCACAUGAGUGAAGAGCAAGCCUUUGAAAUGCUGAAGUUUCUCAUGUAUGACCUUGGCUUUCGCAAGCAGUACAGACCCGACAUGAUGUCGCUGCAGAUCCAAAUGUACCAGCUGUCAAGGCUCCUUCAUGACUAUCACAGAGAUCUCUACAAUCAUCUUGAAGAAAAUGAAAUCAGCCCCAGUCUUUAUGCUGCCCCCUGGUUCCUCACAUUGUUUGCCUCUCAAUUUCCAUUAGGAUUUGUAGCCAGAGUUUUUGAUAUAAUUUUUCUUCAGGGAACUGAAGUUAUAUUUAAGGUUGCUCUCAGCCUACUGAGCAGCCAAGAGACACUUAUAAUGGAAUGUGAAAACUUUGAAAAUAUUGUCGAGUUUCUUAAAAACACCCUACCUGAUAUGAAUAUGUCUGAAAUGGAAAAAAUUAUUACACAGGUUUUUGAGAUGGACAUUUCUAAACAACUACAUGCCUAUGAGGUGGAAUAUCACGUGCUGCAGGAUGAGCUUCAGGAAUCUUCAUAUGCCUGUGAGGAUAAUGAACCUGUGGAGAAACUGGAGAGGGCCAAUAGCCAACUGAAAAGACAAAACAUGGACCUCCUAGAAAAAUUACAGGUAGCUCAUGCUAAAAUUCAAACCUUGGAAUCAAACCUGGAAAAUCUUUUGACCAGAGAGAUCAAAAUGAAAUCUUUAAUCCGGACCCUGGAACAAGAGAAAAUGGCCUAUCAGAAGACAGUGGAACAAAUCCGGAAGUUGCUGCCAGCAGAUGCUCUAGCCAGUUGUGAAUUGCUGCUGAGAGACCUAAACUGCAAUCCUAACAACAAAGCCAAGACAGGAAAUAAGCCAUAAUGUAAGAAGUGCCAUUUCAGUAGUAAGUGCUACUUAGAGUACAAAGAAGAGUCUGUGUGCUGGCUGAACGCUGGACUCCAAAGCUAAUGGAACCACCAAACACCCGUGCUGAGCCUCAAGUCAGAGCUGGUGGACUGCGUGCUCUUAAGAGCCUGCAAACCCUAAGCCAUUGUACAGAUGUAGGCUGGCUGAUGGCGGUGGUUGACAGCUGUGUACAUAUAUACAAAAAGUACAUAAGGGAUUCAUGCUUUCAGAGAAAAUGAGUAGAUGUAUAUUUAGAGCAAUUUUUUAGUCAGAACUUCAUGAAAUCCACACCAAAGGGAAGUUAAAGCGAAAUUCUCCUUGGAGACAUGUCAAGUCUUUUUUUUUGUCUUUGUAGUGAAACAAAGCUAGAGCAUCUUUGUAUAUUGAAAUAUACUUGAAAAAAAUGAAUGUAUUUUUUUCCUCCAAAGAGCAGCAUGUUUCACUCAGUAGUAGAGAGGGGGAGGGGUGGAAACAUUUAUAUAACUUUAUAUGUACCUCUCGUAAAGUCUACUGACAUUGUGUACAAGGGGAAAUCGACUGACGGGCAGUCAUGCUUCUGUGGGUAUUUCAGGAAGAUGGGAGCCUUGCUCCCCUGCCUGCCUUGUGCCAACUAGCAUGUUGCACCCACAUGCAUUUUGAAUCUGGUUAGUCACUACUUUAAAACCCCAAAACCCAUGGCCAUCAAGUCAGUUCCGACUCAUAGCCAUCCUACUUUAGACAUGUGUAAAGAGAAACCGAGAUCCAAGUUAAAGGAGAAUGUUGCUAAUUUUCUAGCAUAUUAGACCAGCAUUGUUAUUCAAGGAGCCCUGGUGGCACAGUGGUUAAGUGAUACGGCUAACCAAAGGGCUGGCUGCUAACCAAAGGGCUAGCAGUUCACAUCCACUAGCCACUCCUCAGAAGCACUACGGGGCAGUUCUGCUCUGUCCUCUAGGGUUCUCUGUGCUUCGGAAUCAACUUGAUGGCAAUGGGUUUGGUUUGGGUAUUACUCAAACCAAAAAUAUCAAACCUAAAACAUUUAAUUUAGGACCCAAAUUGUCAGGGUUAGCUUUCUACCAUUUUAUUUAAAUUACAUCUACAAUUGUGAACUGACUUCUCUUACUUGGUGCCGUGGUCAGUGGCAUCCAUUUGCCAUUUUCCACCCCAAAGUAAGAGCUCUUAGUUUACUUCUCUACCUUAAAUGAAGGAUGAAGAAAUGCAAUCAUGAUUGGUUUUCUAAAGAAAACAUGCUGGGUUGAGAUACCUUUUUUUUUGUUGUUUGUUUUUGGCCAAUUGAAAGAAUCUAAUAACUCUAAUUAAAUUUCCUUUCCAUGUAAAAACUUACACAGGAACUGUGAAGUGUUUAAGAACAAACUCUGUUAAAUUCCAUUGGAAGGGAAGGGGAAAGUGGCACUGAGCCCAUGUGAAAACCUAGGGUUCUGCCUUUGGACUCCCAACUUCCUCAGCCCACAGAUAGCUGAUCAGAAGAUAUUCAUGCAUGCUGCGUGUGUAAAAGGAUAGUGAUUUUCAGAGUACACAUGCAGUUGUCUGUGUCAGAGAUGAUUCUAUCAUGGUGCUUCUGAAAGCUGAUGCAGCAUUUUUGCCUUGCCAAACAAGAUUCAUCAUCCCUGCUUUCUGCAGUACCUGUAUUAUCACAGGUGGACUAGCUGAGUUAAUUUCCUUCAAAGGGAGUUUGUUAUACAACAAAGUUGAAAUUCAUUAGAGGGUAGAAGAGGAAAGCACUAAAGCUUUUGGGAAACUUUGAUAAGCAGAUGAGAAGCAUCUGAAACCCCCUUUAAACUGUCACUCAGCAUAGAUGUAAUGACUCUAGUGACAGCUAAGCAUGCCCUCUAAUGCAGGCUGCUUUUUCUUUUUUAAAGUCUUAUUAGUUAAGUUAAUGUAACUUCUAGGUUCUGUUUCAGUAGCAAGAAAAUGCUGAUUCUAGGUACCUCAUUCAGUUGGGGCUCCCAAAUGAUUCGUUGCUAACAUUUCCUGAAAAAUUUUCUACUGGUAGGAGAUUUUUUUUGUUUGUUUUCGUUUCCUACCAGGAAUAUAACAAAUAUCAUCUUGUUACUGUCUGGUGAUGAAAAUUGCCUUAUGUGUGGGAUGCACAGGUGGUAGCCAAGGAAUCUCCCAGCUGGGAAAAGAAACUUUCUUUCUGUGGUUGAGUUUAAACUUUUUUCUGGAAUGUUCAGAGUCAACAUUAUGAGUUACAUUAUUGUGUUCAGAAACUAAGGUAACUUGGCUACAAUAUUUUCUUUUGAAAAUGAGUUUUCUUUUUCCUUUAUGAUUUUUUAAAAUGUUGCACCAGUUAUGCUUUGCGCAUUGUUACGUCUUCAUCAGAUUAAUGUAAUGUCUAGUUCAUUUCCAAUAAAUACAUUGCUGCAGUUUCCUUGGCUUACUGGUUUUAUUUUUGCUGGUAGGAGAGAAGAAGCUUGUGAGUCCUUUAUAGGAUGUACAUGGCUUGGCUUGUUAUUUUGUAAAAUAUAUAACAUUGAUAAUUCUUCGUAAUAGAAUCAGAAACAAUGGGAAUAAUUUUAAGAAAACAUUUAUGAAAGCCUUUUACUCGUGACUAUAAAAGGAAAAUGGCAACAAUACUGACAGAUUUGCAUUCUGCUCCUUUUAUUUUCUAGGCCCCCUCAUAGAUAGCAAGGGAGAGAAAGAAGAUAAUGGUUAUCUUUUCAAAUUGAAUUAGCUUCCAUGUAAUUGAGUCAUGGGAGUAACUCAGGACCAGGCAACAUUCUGUUCUGUUAUACAUAAGGUCACUAUGAGUUGGAGCCAAAUCAACAGCAACCAACAGCAACAGCAAUUACGAAUUAAGGACAUUUACUGGUGUCACUUUAAUAAAAUGUUAAAAUAUUAUUAUUUUAAUUGGUGGCACUUUGAAGACUAAGUCCUUUUGAGGACUAAGGUGUGCCUGACCCAAAGCCAUGGUAUUUUCAGUCCCCUCAUAUGCAUGCAAAAGCUGGGCAAUGAAUAAGGAAGACUGACAAAGAAUUGAUGCCUUUGAAUUAUGGUGUUGGUGAAGAAUAUUGAAUAUACUAUGGACUGCCAGAAGAAUGAACAGAUCUGUCUUGGAAGAAGUACAGCUGGAAUGCUCCUUGCAAACAAGGAUAGCAAGACUUUGUCUCAUAUACUUUGGACAUAAUGUCAGGAAGGACCAGUCUCUGGAGAAGGACAUCAUGCUUGCUAAAGUAGCAGGUCGGUGAAACAGAGGAAGACCCUCAAUGAGAUGGAUUGACACAGUGGCUGUAAUGCUGGGCUCAAAUGUAGUAAUUGUGAGGAUGACAUGCAACUGGACAGUGUUAUACAGAGAAUUGCUAUGAGUUGGAACCAACUCAGCAGCACCUAACAAAAACAACAAAAACUGAUGGAUAUGAUAGGAAUGUGCUUAUAUCAUAUAUAUCUGUCUUAGUCAUCUAGUGCUGCUAUAACAAAUAUCACAAGUGGAUGGCUUUAACAAAGAGAAAUUUAUUUUCUCACGGUCUAGUAGACUAGAAGUCCAAAUUUAGGGCUUCAGCUCCAGGGGAAGUCUUUCUCGCUCUGUCAGCUCUAGAGGAAGGUCCUUGUCAUCAAUAUUCCCUGGGGCUAGCAGCUUCUCAGGUACAGGAACUCCAGAUCCAAAGGACACACUCUGCUCCUGGCACUACUUUCUCGGUGGUAUGAGGUUCCCCACUUUCUGCUUGCUUCCCUUUCCUUUUAUCUCUUAUAAAAGAUGGUGCAGGCCGCAUCCCAGGGAAACUCCCUUUACAUUGGAUCAGGGAUGUGACUGAGCAAGGGUGUUGCAUCUCACCCUAAUCCUCUUUAACCAUAGGUAGAGAUUAUGGUUUAUAACACAUUGGAAAAUCACAAAGUGGAAGACAACCACACAAUACUGGGAAUCGUGACCUAACCAUGUUGACACAUUUUUGGAGGACACAAUUCAAUCUAUGACAGUAUCUUUCAGAGUAUUCUCAAGUAUGUUUGUAAUUAAGAGAAUUUUGUAUCUUCUUGCUAAUUUUAGGACUAAACUAUUAUUUUUGCUUCUGAAAGGUCACAGCCUUGAAAUCCUUUUGGAGCAGUUCUGCUCUGCACACAUGGAGUCGCCAUGAGUUGGAAUCAACUCAAAGGCAACUAGUAAUAAUAUAUAGCAGUUAAAGAUUUUGAGAAAGAAGCAAUGUAGUGUAAUCUCUUACUAUCCAUGUUGGCUUACUCAUUUUCUCACUGACCAAAUAUUUUUGUCACUGUGCUUCAUUAGAUACAGGAAAUCUGUCAUUUGAUGGCAUGCGGUAUUUAAUCCUCUAAUAUGCCACUCUCAUUAGCUGUGAUGUAUUGAGAAAAGCAAUGGAUUUAGGCUGGGAAGUCUUAGAUCUUCCACCACUUUUAUUCACUCAACAAAGAGUUUGUGUGUGCCUAGUCCAAGCUGGAGUCCUGGUGACGCAGUGGUUAAGAGCUCUGGCUGCUAACGAAAAGGUCGGCAGUUCAAAUUCACCAGCUGCUCCUUGGAAACCCUACUGGGGCAAUUCUGCCCUGUCCUAUAGGGUCAUUACGUGUCAGAAUUGACUCGAUGGCAGUGGGUUUUUGGUUCUAUUCCAAGCUAGGUAUUGAGUAUUCAGGGAUGGAAAAGGUACAGUCUUUGUCCUCAAAGAGUUUGUGGUCUAUGUGGAGAUAAUUCGGAAUGUUUCAGUUAUAACAGAGGUGUGCACAAGUGGCAAAGUAAUACAGAGGAGAAUUAUUAAUCCAGCUUGGAGAGGAGGGGUGUCAGGGGGUUUCUGAAGAACUGAGGGAUGCUUGACCUGAGCCUAAGAGAACCAGUAGAAGUUGACUAGGUUGUGUAAAGCAAUAAAUGAAUGAGAGAGGAUGGUAUAUUCCUGAAAUCAUAACCCAUUCCUUAAUCCUGAAGUAUGGUUAAUCCUGAAAAUAUACUUCUUCCCAUGGUGGGGAGUGGGUGGGAGAUGAGUCUCCUGACAGAUAAGGACUCUUCCAUGAAGGUCUUUGUAGACCAUGUGAUGGAGUCUGACCUCUACCUAGACAGCAAUGGGAGCCAUUAGACACCUAUAAGCUGGGUAAGGCAUGAUCAGAUUUACUCCAAUCCAUCUUAUACAUUUGGACAGAAACCAGGGAAAAGAAGACUACAAGUAGGUGAAUGUGUUAAAAAUCCAGUCCCCUCCACCCCCCAAAAUAGAGCAUUAUCUAGAGCAUUGAGUGGCUUUUGGGAAGGAGAGGCAGCCUUGACUUGCCCCUCUCUGGUAUAACCAGUCACUGAAACCUGAUAAUUUUGCCUCCAAAAUACUUUCCCAUUUUUCCCUAUCCCCACGGCUGCUACCUUACCUCAUGACACACCUCUGAUGGGUUAAACUGAGAGCGUCCCCCUCUCCCAGGGAAAACUCCUAAGCAAUUGAUAUUGAGCUGCCUGGAUUUGUUUUGCUGAGUGAAAUUUGCAGGCAGAAAUUGAACCUGAAUGGCUCAGUUGAAGAGGUGAAGAAUCUAGGGAGGGAAUCAGCUGGAAACCUGAGAAAACAGUAGAAGAGAUAGUGGGGAUUUUUCAAAUGAAAUACUGUUUGCACUGGUUACAUAUUCUCUGUGCAAUCUACCUCUGACAUUCUGUCCGAUAUCUCACAUUGAAAGUGCUUUGUGGUUGGGCAGAGGAAUAUGCUGCAUUCUAAACUAUGGGUCUGUUAGAUCGGUUGAUUGAUCAAUGAAACAGUAGAUUGUCAACUCUGACUCAUGGACAGAACAAAAUGUUGCCUGGUCCUGUGUCUUUCUCACAAUCACUGGCAUGUUCUAGUCCGUUUUUGGAGCUAUUGUGCCAGACCAUCUCACCGAGGGUCUCCCUCACCCUGGCUGGCCCUCUACUUCACCAAAGAUGAUGUCCUCCUCCAAGAAUUGAUCCUUCCUGAUGACAUGUCUAAAGCAAGCAAGUCGGAGAGUGUUCUGUUGUGAUCCAUGAAGUUUUCACUGGCUAAUUUUCAGAAGUAGAUCAUCAGGCCUAUUUGCCUAAUCUGUCUUAGUCUGGAAGCUCUGCUGAAAACUGUCUACUGUGGGUGACCCUGCUGGUAUUGGAAAUACUGGUGGCAUAACGUCCAGCAUCAUAGCAACACAUAAGCCACCACAGUAUUGCAAACUGACGGAUGGUGGAAAAGAGGCCAGGCUGGUUAUAAAAGUUCCAGUAUUCAAGUCCCUGCAGUGGUUCUGCUUUUCUAUAUAAAUUAAAAACAGGGAUUCUGAUUUUAAACAUCAGUCUCAGGAGCUUUGUUCUUAUGAGUCCACUGAGGAGAAAUGGAUCUGUGGUUUUUGUGUGGAUGAAAUCAAAUGUCUGCACCUCUAAGGCCCCAGACUAGAGCAAACUCAGUGGGGUAAAUGACAUCUUUAGGGUGAUUUUUUGUUUUCUGUCUUUUUUAUUGUUAUAGGGAAAUAACCCUAGAGCAUAGGGAUGUGAUGUUGGGCAAAUUGGUUUUCUUAGUAAUAAUGCUGCUUUAGCAAUCACAGGAAAAGAAGUAAUUUUUUCUAAGAGUGAUUCAAAUGUUGCUAAUAUAUUUACACCGUACGGUUUCCGAGGAGCGUCUGGUGGAUUUGAACUGCCAGCCUUUUGGUUAGCAACCACACCCUUAACCACUAUGCCACCAAGGUUUCCUACAUAUUAGCAGUUUUCUUUUACAACAUAGAAUUCUUAUGUGGUCUGAUGUUGCUUCCCUUCUUAAAUCGAGUUAAUUUGCAAGUUCAUAAAUAUUACUUUCAAUAGAACAUGAUAUUAUGCAGAAAUAAUCAUUUCCAAUAAACAUACAUCUUAUUAUGUUGCAUGUUCAAGAAAGUCUCAGAGGACUUUACCAAGUGAAAUGAGUACAUUUCUUACGUUGACUUUUACCAACUUGGGCAUAUUUGAUUUUUCUUUAUGCAUUUAUGUUCUAUUUCGUGUAGCAAACAAUUACUCUGUUCCAGUCCUUUCUGCUCCCUAAUUUAGCCUUUUUAUAGUUAAUUGGGUACUUGUAGAGAGAAAUCACUGUUCACUGUUUAAUAAGUCUAUUAAAGCUUACAUAAUUAGAGUAUUCAGUAGAACUUUAAUAGUACUCAUAUUGAAAGCCACAGUGCAAGCCAGAAAGUGAUGUCCCAGUGACCUGAGUGAAUUAGUAUGCUCGAUUUUCUUUCCAUUUCUCCUCAAGCUUAACUUAUCAUCACUUAUGUAUGCCCUUGAACAAAUCGUCCUAGGUGGUCAAAUUAUUAGACAAUACGUUUUUCAUACUAUGUCUGUGAAAGGAUUGGGUAACAUAAUGUUGUUAGGUACUGUGGAGUCGACCUUCCACUCAUACAGACCCCAUGUGACAGCAGAACUGGCUUAUAGAGUUUUCUUGUCUGUAAUCUCUAUAGAAGUGGAUCGCCAGAGCCUCCAGGUGGUUUGAACUUACAGCCUUUCGGUUAGCAGCUGAGCACUUAAUUGUUGCGUCACCACAGCUGCUUGCAUAACAUAAUACAAGUGCAAGUUUUGAAAAUAUGCUUGCUCACCAAACCAAAAAACCCAACCCGUUGCUGUCGAGUGGAUACUGACUCAUAGCGACCUUAUAGGACAGAGUAGAUCUGCCCCAUAGGGUUUCCAAGGAGCACCUGGUUGAUGCGAACUGCCGACCUUUUAAUUGGCAGCUAAGCUCUUAACUGCUGCGCCACCAGGGGUCCAUACUUGCUCACGGUUGUCUUUUUCUGUUCUGCUCUUCCUGAAAGGCUUUGUACCAUCAAAUGGAGUCCUACAGAUGCUUCCUUCUCAAAUGUUGCCCUCAUGAAGCUAUACUCAACGUGGUCACUGAGGUUAUACUGAUUAUCAUUCUCUGAAUGAAUAAAGGUCGUCAAAUAGAGAAGGCCCACGACUAAGGAACUGUCUUUUUCUACCACCAUUGCCCUGUGCUGCAUCUUUUUUCUCAGCGUGAGGACACAUGUUCUUAUCUUUAUAGAGAAAUAUAACUAGAACACACAUCAAUAGUGAGAUAAACUGUAUGAUUCAUUUUUUUAUUCAUUCAACAAACAUUUAUGAAAAGCUUAUUCUGUGCCUGUCAAGUGCUAAGUGUGGGAAUACCAUCUUAUAGAGAAGACAGAAAUGAAGAGGCAAUAUAACACAGUGGGAUAUGUAUCAUGCUAGACGUAAAUUGUUGCUUGUUGUUAGGUGCCGGUGAGUCGAUUUUUGGCUCAUGGCGGCCCCAGGUGACGGAGUAGAACUGCUCCAUAGGGUUUUCUAGGCUGUAACCUUAACAGGAGCAGAUUGACAGGUCUUUCUCCUGUGGAGCCACUGGGUGGGUUCGAACCGCCAUCUUUUCGGUUAGUAGCCGAGUGUUUAACCGUUGUACCACCGAGGCCCCUUGGAUGUAAAUAGGCAUUUUUUGUUAAAGCAAAUCGGAGGGCCACCUAAUCCAAGCUUGUGGGAUUGGGAAAAGCUCUACAAUUAAAUGUGCUGCAUUUACAUACUCAUCUGCCUUUAUGUACAGGACCUGAAAAGAAUUUCAGUCUUAAUGUGGCCAGUAUCUUCUAGUACAUAGCACUUCGUUAUAAUAUUUCCCAUUUAAAACACUAGUUUUAUUAUCAUUAUUAUUAUUAUAUACAUUUAAAUGUCAGUGUAAAGAAUUUGCUUACAAAACCCUGAAAAUUUUAAGAAAAUUGACAUCACUCUCACCACUACAAAUCAUCAUUAAUCUUUUGAUAUAUUUCCUUUGUCACUAUUUUCAUGCACUUUGACAUAGAUAUAAAUACAAUUCUGAUGCUGAUAUUGUUAACAUAAAGUAUGCCACUUGAAAUCUCUAUGGGCAUAAAUUUUAAGUAGCUAUUAAAAUGGCCAAAGUUUACUAACAUUUUCCAUAUUUAAACAAAUUCAUUUAUUCUUCGGAUAAAAUCAUGUGACUGGAAUAAUUCAACUACCUACUGAAAAAACACUGAGUGAAAUAUGACCAACUGUCUUUCCUAUUCCAUAAAAUCUAUGCCCUAAGAGUUUAUAAAGUGUUUGGGGGAUUCCCUUCAUUGUUUAAUAAAAUGAUGCUUAUGCUAGAACCUCAAGUUUAUAGUCAAUUAAAUAUGCCCGUAUAUUAUCGAGGCUAGCAUCAGAUUUUAAAAGUAUUUGUUUUUACGUUCCAAGCAUUGUAGAUGUGUUUUGCCCCCCCAGAUCAUAUUGCAACAUCUGGAAAAUUAUGUUCUAAUAUAAUUCAAUACUUUCCUGGAAAGAGUAAAGCAUAUAUAUAAAAACCAUGGGUAAAAUGACACAAUUUGCUUACGGUACUUAAAGUCAUAUUUCUGUGGAAAUUGUGAUGACUUUCUACUUUGGGAGUAUAAUCUAAAUAUAAGCCAGAGCCCUGUGUAGUCCAAUCUCAUCUUUCUGUAGCUUUCAAAGUCCAGCAACCAAAGUUAAACAAAUCCCAAAUAAAAGAGAUCCAAUUUGUAAGCCACAGCUCCAGGCUUAUAAUCCCCUUGCCUCUCCCCUUUAAUUCUACCACAGCUGGACUCUUUCGCUCUUUCAACUCUCUACCAAAAUGUUCUACCAGCACUCACCCUAAGGAGCUAUCCAGCUCUCUAUUUUGUAGAUCACCUUAGCCUCUCUACUUCUAGUUUUCUCCAUGUUCUUCCUGUAAGCAAAAAUCCUUGUUCAGAAGCCCAAAGGGGGGAAAGGGCAAGAUUAUUUCUGGUUCUGUUGCCUAGUAUUAAUUUAUUUUUGUGUCUCUUAUCU
This is a messenger RNA of Loxodonta africana (African savanna elephant), 14277 nucleotides long. It is a transcript of the gene TBC1D4, whose product is annotated as TBC1 domain family member 4. Lineage: Eukaryota; Metazoa; Chordata; Mammalia; Proboscidea; Elephantidae. The transcript has 21 exons. The coding region runs from base 711 to 4604 and encodes 1297 amino acids. The record is from RefSeq and is a predicted model, not a curated record.